Epithele typhae is the source of this 2676-nucleotide messenger RNA. RefSeq names its product alpha-mannosidase. Gene Ontology annotation, cellular component: membrane; endoplasmic reticulum. The coding region runs from base 1 to 2676 and encodes 891 amino acids. The record is from RefSeq and is a predicted model, not a curated record. Gene Ontology annotation, molecular function: mannosyl-oligosaccharide 1,2-alpha-mannosidase activity; calcium ion binding. NCBI's taxonomy places the organism in Eukaryota, Fungi, Basidiomycota, Agaricomycetes, Polyporales, Epitheliaceae. Gene Ontology annotation, biological process: mannose trimming involved in glycoprotein ERAD pathway; endoplasmic reticulum mannose trimming; carbohydrate metabolic process. The transcript has 18 exons.
AUGAAGCUGCCGACACUAUGGCCCAGCGGUCUCCUCGCGCUCUUACUCGCCGGCCUGGACAGUCAAUGGCUGUCUGCGGGGUCUGCACACGCAUUUGCUGAGGGUGUACAAUGGACAAGUGGUAGGAAGCUUGCGAUGAGGCAAGUUCGUGCUCUAUGGCAACAUGGGUUCAGUAGCUACAUGAAAUAUGGUGUGUACCCCACUCUCUUCAUUGUUCUGAAAACAUUUCCUAUGGACGAACUUGCACCACUGUCAUGUUCUGGCAGGGGUCCUAAUUGGCACAACCCGGCAGAUGUAGCUACAAAUGACGUCGCUGGGAACUUCUCUGUCACCCUCGUCGACUCUCUUGAUACCUUCGUCGUGUUGAACGACCCUCCAGGCUUUGCACAAGCUGUGCGCGACGUGAUCAAGUGGGUGGCAUACGACGUUAACACGAACCCGCAAGUUUUCGAGACAACUAUUCGGGCACUCGGAGGGCUUCUUUCAGGGCACAUAUAUGCGGAGCGACAGAAUCAGCCCUUUCACCUACCUUGGUAUAAGGGUGAACUACUCUCUCUUGCAUACGAUCUGGGCCUACGGCUUCUCCCUGCGUUCAAAACGCCAACCGGUCUUCCGUAUUCGAGGAUCAACUUGAGACAUGGAUUGCCAAAAGGAGAAUCACACGACACUUGUACUGCGGGUGCUGGGUCACUCAUUCUGGAAUUCGGCACACUGAGUCGUCUGACCGGGGACGACCGCUUCGAAAAAGCAGCAUAUAAGGCCUUCUUUGCGCUGUGGAAUCGCAGGUCAGAUAUAGGACUUGUAGGCAAUACAAUCAAUAUAUUUUCUGGAAACUGGUUGCACCCCGAAGUCAAUGGCAUUGGUGCGGGCGUUGAUUCGUACUAUGAAUAUGCUCUCAAGUGGUACAUCAUGAGCGGUGAGGUCGAGUUCCUUGACGUGUGGCAAGACAUGUAUGCGUCUGCCAUGCGAUACUCCCGUGCUCCGGACGGGUACUGGUAUCGAAACGUGAACAUGUUCACGGGAGAUGCCCAGUACAACUCAGUGGACUCGCUCUCAGCGUUUUGGCCUGGCCUUCAAGUCCUUGGGGGUGAUGUAGAGAAUGCAAUUCGUUCGCAUCUCGUGUAUUGGAACUUGUGGCGCGGAUUCGCGGGAAUACCUGAGGUGUGGGACAUGAACUUUAAGACAGGAACCGCUCUGGCAUACCCCUUGCGUCCAGAAUUUGUGGAGUCGACUUGGUACCUGUAUCGCGCGACCAAAGACCCGUUCUAUCUUGAUGUCGGAGCACGUAUUCUAUUCGACAUCAACCGUCGGUCUAAAGUAGAUUGUGGUCUCGCAAGUAUCCAGGACCUACGGACGAACCACCGCGACGAUCGUAUGGAGUCUUUCGUACUAUCAGAAACGCUAAAGUAUCUCUACCUUCUCUUUGAUGAAGAGAAUCCUCUGCACACCGACGACUCGCAUUGGGUAUUCACCACGGAAGGCCACAUACUCUCGCUGGAGCCGGACCGCCUAAAACCGCUGUCUGCUGCUCGCAAGAAGCUUCGGCGAGUCGAGAACCUGCAAUGUCCAGCUUACCUGAACCCUUUUCUGGCGUACGACGACUGGGAUUCCGAUACGGGCCUGCACGGGGGUGUACUCUCUCGCGCGGAUAUGGAAUAUGUCCGUCAUUUGAUCGGUCGCAUGGCAAGUGACUAUGAGCAGAAGCAAUGGGUACCCGAUGGAUACUGUCAAAUCCCCAAAUAUGAGCCAUACACGUACGACUUCAUCCUCUCUUCGGACGGGUCAGCGGCCCCGGAAGACACACAACCGUCGGCGGCGAAGAUGGUGGCGGUUGACGAUGGGUUCCUUGUUCACAAUGUGAGCGGUAUUCGUGUUCAGAUUGUGAGCCGUUUGGACGGCAAGGGCUACGAUAUUGCGAAACUGGGCCCGCACGCAAUCAGGACCGGGCAGCGGAUCUACUUCAACGACUCGGAGCUCGCCCGCUCUUGGUCUACCAACGACCCGAAGCCCAAGAAGCGUGCCAUGGAGGUCAACCUCCGGUUGCACCUGGACUACGUCGACCCAAUGCUACAACCCCAGACCCCGGGCAUGCAAAACGCAAUCACCGAGACCGUCAUCACCGCUGCCACCGCCCUCUUUGGCGGCGACCCAGCCGCAGCUGCCUCUGGCCCAGCCUCGACUCCUCUGCGAUUCGGACACGGGGACGGAGUGCGCCUCGUACGCUUCCCCGACAAUCCGCUGGGCUGCAAUGCCUACUCCGAGGAACUCUUCCACUCCGAGGCCAUCGUCGUGGCCCGCGGAGACUGCACCUUCCUCGAGAAGCUCGCCGCCGCCAAGCUCGCCGGCGCGAGCGGGGUCGUCGUGCUCGGCACGGAAGAGCACCACAUCAACCCCUCGGCAGACCACGAGGAGAUCGCAGGGACAGGCGUCAGUGUCGAUGACGUUGCGGUUGUCGUCGUGCGCAAGCAGGACGCGGAGGUCGUAGAGCGGAUGCUCGACGAGGCGGAAGAGUUCGGCGCCGUGUGGCUUGUCGUCGAAUCGUCCGGCGAGCCGGCUGACGCUCAGAGCCCGACGACGACAGAGGCAUCUCCAACGGAGGCGACGGACAGGGAGGAGGUGACGAAGGUGUUGUACCUCAACAACCACCCACUAAUCAACUCCAGACUAUUGUUAUGA